CACAAAAAUAACAGCUAAAAUUUUAUACUCAUGGUCAUCAGGUCAUGGACUCCCAAAUCCAGAAGCCUUUCAAAGUAUACCUAGUUUCCUCCCCCGAGUCGCCCGAGUUCACCCUCCUCACUCGGUCCCUGACUCAGUCCUCGCUCGUCGGGCUCGACGCCGAGUGGAAGCCUGUCCGAACAUACCAGUCUUCGUUCCCCGACGUGUCGCUGCUCCAAAUCGCCUGCCAACUCGGCGGCGACUCGGAACCUGUCUCGGCCGUGUUCCUCCUCGACCUUCUUUCCAUCCCUCUCUCCUCGCUAUGGAAGCCACUCCGAGAAAUGCUGGAAUCCCCCGAGACCUUGAAACUUGGUUUCAGAUUCAAGCAAGAUUUGAUAUAUCUGUCUUCUACUUUCUGUUCCCAUGGCUGCGACCCUGGUUUCGAUAAGGUGGAGCCAUAUUUGGAUAUCACGAGUCUGUAUAAUCUUCUGUAUCUAAAGAAGCAUGGACGGAAUGCACCGAAGCAGACUAAAAGUUUGUCGAAUAUAUGCAUGGAAGUCCUGGGUUUUCCUCUCUCAAAGGAACUCCAAUGUAGUGAUUGGUCAUGUCGUCCUCUUACAGAAGAGCAGAUAACAUAUGCAGCUAUGGAUGCUCAUUGCUUGGUUGAAAUAUUUAACGUCUUCAAUUCAAAAGUUGCCAAUACAGGAGAUUUUCUUCUCAAGACAACCACAUUGUCUAACACAAUGGAAAAUGUUGGGUUGAAAGAGCUUUUUGCAAAGCAUGAUUUGAAUGAUAAUGCCCUGGGAAUGCAAUUUUGUGAAGCCUUAUCAAUUGUUCGAUCGACUAUUGGUUCUGCUGCUGGUCAGGUGAUACCUUCAGCUGAAAGAACAAUUCAAAGGUUACCAUGUUCGGUUAAUGUACCUUCAGAUGAAUUUUCGAAGAUUGUGAAAAAAUAUGGUGACAGAAUUUUGUUAAAGGAGUCUGACAGAAGACCCAAAACCUCAAAAAAGAAAGCAAAAAAGCGGUCAUCAACUAAUGGCAUUAGCAAUGUAAAGCAUUUGGAAAAAUUUGAUGACUGGCAAGGUAUCCCACCUUGGGAUCCAUCAGUAGGAGGGGAUGGAUAUCCAAAGUUCCUUUGUGAUGUUAUGGUUGAAGGCUUGGCCAAACAUUUACGAUGUGUUGGGAUGGAUGCUGCAAUUCCUUAUUCAAGGAAGCCUGAACAAAGGGAGUUGAUAGAGCAAGCCCGCAGAGAGAAGAGAGUACUUUUGACUCGAGAUGCGAAGUUGCUAAGAUAUGAAUAUCUAAUAAAUAACCAAAUAUAUAAAGUGAAGAGUCUUCUGAAAAAUGAACAGCUACUUGAGGUCAUUGAAGCCUUUCAGCUAAAAAUUAGUGAGGAUCAGCUGAUGUCAAGAUGUACAAAAUGCAAUGGGAGAUUUAUACAAAAGCCACUGUCUACUGAAGAGGCUAUUGAAGCUGCAAAGGGUUUUCAGAAAAUUCCAAAUUUCUUAUUUAACAAGAAUAUAGAGUUCUGGCAGUGCAUGGACUGUCACCAACUUUAUUGGGAGGGAACCCAAUACCACAAUGCAAUACAGAAGUUCAUUGAUGUCUGCAAGCUGAGUGAUUAAUUUGCACUCUACUGUGGAUGUGCAUUUGAACGAUAGUGAUAUCGAUUCUGAGAGCUAUUAUCCAUGAUAAUGAAAAUGUCAUUUUCUCUUGAACAUGUAUUAUUCUAAUGCAAUCUAUACAUGUAAUGUAUCUCAUAAUUUAUACAUCAAGUUUGCUACUAUGCAUUCUCUCUUGUAGUUUAUUCUGCCCAAUCAACUUCGAUUUCAACAUGAUUGAUAGAAAUAUAACUAUUCAUGUUGUCUU
Molecule: messenger RNA, 1848 nt
Organism: Arachis duranensis
Lineage: Eukaryota; Viridiplantae; Streptophyta; Magnoliopsida; Fabales; Fabaceae
Exons: 8
Coding region: 45-1604 (519 amino acids)
Biological process (GO): nucleobase-containing compound metabolic process
Molecular function (GO): nucleic acid binding; 3'-5' exonuclease activity
Source: RefSeq, a predicted model, not a curated record